AUGCCUGACGAACUCUAUGUGCGUUGGGUCCUUCGUGGCAUUCGCAUUCUUCGGCGCCUUGUUUACACACACUUGUCUUUGGUACGGUCGCGAUAUUCUCGGAACAUUCCUCAAGGCAGAACGCGAUAUUCACUCAACGCUGAUGCAAGUCUAUCCAUCCCCGGUGGUGGUUUACUGUUAUCAACGGGGCUGCAGUUCUAUGGAUCUUUAUUGGCCGUGGAGGUCUUCCCGUUUGGGCGGCUCUGCUCGGCGUUGUUAUCUAGCCCCCCCCGGCUCUCUUUCCUUCAAGCCAAGACCCAUCAACUUGUUAAACUGCCGUGGAAGAGUUUAUAUCAUGCCCGAAAGACCAGUGGUCCGCAUAAUCUUCGAAUCAAUUUCUUCAGCAGGGACCCAGCAAGCAGUGUCGUUCUCAAAUGA
Molecule: messenger RNA, 417 nt
Organism: Mycena indigotica
Lineage: Eukaryota; Fungi; Basidiomycota; Agaricomycetes; Agaricales; Mycenaceae
Exons: 2
Coding region: 1-417 (138 amino acids)
Source: RefSeq, a predicted model, not a curated record